AUGGCCUCCAAACCUUUCAACGUCGCCGUCGUAGGCUACGGCCUCUCAGCCAAGGUCUUCCACAUUCCACUCAUCCUCGCAUUGUCAGAAGACUUUAAGCUAUACGGCAUUGUCCAGCGAACCCCAAAACCAGACGAUGAUGCAGCCAAGGACCACCAAGGCAUCAAGAGCUGGCGCUCAGUUGAUGAAGUCUACGCAGAUCCAGAAGUCGACGUUGUGAUCGUCACUACGACACCAGAGACACAUUUCGACAUGGCGAAGAAGAGCAUGGAAAGCGGCAAGAACGUCGUGGUGGAGAAGCCAUUCGUCCCAACAGCGAAGGAAGCACAAGAGCUCGCAGACAUUUCGAAGAAGACUGGCAAGAAGCUUGCUGUGUACCAGAACAGACGAUGGGACGCGGACUUCUUGACGCUGAAGAAAAUCAUGGCCGAUGGCGAUCUGGGAGAGAUUUCAGAGUUCGAAACACAUUUUGAUCGUCACCGGCCUGAUCCACCGCCAGCUGGAUCAUGGAAGAGCGAGGACAAGCCGGCGCAUGGAGCGUUGUAUGAUCUGGGCACACAUCUCAUCGAUCAAGUCUACAGCCUCUUCGGCAUGCCGAAGCGCGUGACCGGCUUCGUCGGCAUCUGCCGCCGCGGCGUCAACGGCGGCGCAGCAGACAGCAUCACCGUCCUCCUCCACUACCCCGGCCCCAUCCUCGUCACAGUCAAAGCCGGCGUCGUCAGCCCCGAAGAAGAACAACUCCGCUACUGGGUUCGCGGCACGAAAGGCAGCUUCAAGAAAUUCCACCUUGACGUCCAAGAAGAUCAACUACGCCUUCACGGUAUCGGGCCCGGUCAUAAGGAUUUCGGUGUGGAUCCUGAGAGCCAUUAUGGCACGCUUGUGAAAGUGCCGCAGGAGAAGGCGACGCCGCAGGUGCAGAGGUAUCCUACUGUGACGCCGGCGACGUAUGUGGAGUAUUAUAGGGUUUUCGGGAAGGCGUUGAGGGGAGAGGGGGAGGUGCCGGUCAGGGCGGAGGAGGCGGCGGAUGUGUUGAGGAUUAUUGAGGGGGUGUUGGUUAGUUCGAGGGAGGGGAGGACGGUGGAAUUCUAG
Molecule: messenger RNA, 1089 nt
Organism: Fulvia fulva
Lineage: Eukaryota; Fungi; Ascomycota; Dothideomycetes; Mycosphaerellales; Mycosphaerellaceae
Exons: 1
Coding region: 1-1089 (362 amino acids)
Molecular function (GO): nucleotide binding
Source: RefSeq, a predicted model, not a curated record